Colletotrichum lupini is the source of this 666-nucleotide messenger RNA. RefSeq lists its product as uncharacterized. The record is from RefSeq and is a predicted model, not a curated record. NCBI's taxonomy places the organism in Eukaryota, Fungi, Ascomycota, Sordariomycetes, Glomerellales, Glomerellaceae. The coding region runs from base 1 to 666 and encodes 221 amino acids. The transcript has 4 exons.
AUGAAGAACAUCAACGACCGCCUUCGCCCAGUACUGAGCGGAAACACCGGAAAGUGGUCCACCGUCUUUGCAACCGAAGAGAGAAAGCGCACUUCCAUGUCGUUCGAGGUGUGGCGUUGUGGCUUGAACUAUCUCCCCUUGCUUCACAGGCGGCCUCUGAAUGGGCGAUCUGGACAGCGGGAGGGGUCUAGAACCGCAGAACAGGUACGCGCCGGGCAAGCUUGUGGCGGUGCGUACGAAUCCCUGGACAAGCUCGGAAAUGAUCACCGCUUUUUGCUAGAUUGUGCCAGGUACGGAGUACAGAGUUGCAUCAGUCGCCAGGUUUUGGCCUCCUCAUUCCCUGCUCGUUGGAAUGCCGCCCUCGCCACGUCAAGCCACACCUUUCAACUUGACAACCACAUGCCGCCGUGCCGCCUCAGUGUUCUCAGGGCACUCACUACCUUGACGCGAUCUCGGUGCCUGAUUCCUGUCCUGGCGCCGCCCUGUUGGUCUAUGGCGCGAUUAGCACCUUCCUGGACUCUCGGCCCCGUCUCUCAUCGAUCUGUUCCUCCUUCACCGACCCUUUUCUACGCAAGGAUCGACAUUCACUAUUGUGGUAUGUCUGCUUCUGAGACGGUCCUUCAGCCUGAAGCCGUGUUGCUAUCGUGCUUUGCCAUCUUCCCCUGA